Messenger RNA from Paramecium sonneborni, 285 nucleotides. The record is from the annotation of a GenBank genome assembly. NCBI's taxonomy places the organism in Eukaryota, Ciliophora, Oligohymenophorea, Peniculida, Parameciidae.
AUGUUAAUUUUUGAUAAUAUAAAAAUAAAAGAAAAGGAAUAGAAAAUCAUUAUUUUUUUUUAAAUCAUAAAUUGCACUUAGCACAUUAACAAAUAGGUAUCAUUAACAUGUAUAUCUCCUCAUAAUUGUUAAUGUUAAAGGAAACUGUGUAUUGAAUGCCUUUAUGCUCAUGGAGUGGAUAUAAUCAAAUAAACAGUUCUAAUUGGUAGAUUUGGAGAAAUUGUUAUAAAAAACUUAAAGAAUCUAAGAUAGAUGACAAAUCUGAAUUAACCAAAUAAAGAAUGA